Drosophila eugracilis is the source of this 7755-nucleotide messenger RNA. RefSeq lists its product as uncharacterized. Bases 108 to 6194 code for a protein of 2028 amino acids. The transcript has 10 exons. Gene Ontology annotation, biological process: regulation of transcription by RNA polymerase II. Gene Ontology annotation, cellular component: piccolo histone acetyltransferase complex. NCBI's taxonomy places the organism in Eukaryota, Metazoa, Arthropoda, Insecta, Diptera, Drosophilidae. The record is from RefSeq and is a predicted model, not a curated record.
ACUCAAAACAGCCACAGCAACAGCAAAUAAAAACGUUCCACACACCACAACAACCCACAAAACACCCACAACAACCACUACCCAAAAUCUAAACAAAAGCCAGCAAGAUGUCCAAGCUGUCGUUCAGAGCCCGCCAUUUGGAUCCGUCCAAGCAGAUGCCCAUCUACUUGGCGGAGGAGCUGCCGGACCUGCCCGAGUACUCAGCCAUCAACCGGGCGGUACCGCAGAUGCCCAGUGGCAUGGAGAAGGAGGAAGAGUCGGAACACCAUCUGCAACGCGCUAUAUGCACGGGCCUGAUCAUCCCCACGCCCGAGGUUCUGCAGACGGACCAGCCCUUCUACGAUGCCUACUAUCCGCCGGACUACAAGAUGCCCCGCCAAAUGAUACACAUGCAACCUCUUGGGCUGGAUACCGAGGUCCCUGACUAUGACAUGGACAGUGCCGAUGAGGACUGGCUUAGUCAGCAGCAGCGUCUGGAGCUCACCGAGCUCAAGUUCGAGCAGAUGAUGGACCGGCUGGAAAAGAGCUCCGGCCAAACCGUGGUAACUCUAAACGAGGCCAAGUCCCUGCUCAACCAGGACGACGAGACCAGCAUAUCCGUCUACGACUACUGGCUGAACAAACGCCUCAAAAUGCAACACCCGCUGAUUCUCACGGUGAAAACAGAGAGUCGACCCGGCGCCAGCUCCAACAAUCCGUACUUGGCCUUCCGGCGGCGGACCGAAAAAAUGCAAACCCGCAAGAAUCGGAAGAACGAUGAGGCCUCCUACGAGAAGAUGCUCAAGCUGCGACGUGACCUGCAGCGCGCCACCACUAUACUGGAGAUGGUGCGGCGACGCGAGGAGACGAAGCGGGAUCAUCUAAAGAUGACCGUGAACAUCUUUGAGAAGCGCGUUGAGAUGCGCGACUUCAAUGGUGCUGUCUACUCGGAGCUGAAUUCUCAGUACAAGAACACAAGACCCGCGUAUAAUCCAUUGUAUACGAACCAAUACUCACAAGGGGCGGCGGCGGUGGGAACGGCUGGUGCCAUUCUGGCCGCCCUGCCCACGGGUCUGCUGCCGGGCGGCGUUGGAGCGGCGGGCAAUGCGAAUGUCUACGGCUCAGCGUCGCAGUACCUGAACACGUCGAAUCUGACAAUGGGUAAGGAUGCCAUCAACAGUGGCAGCGGCAACGGGAGCAGCAGUCGCAAGGAGAAGCGACCCUACAAGAAGCGCAAGCACAAACUGCCCCGAGACAAGCAGCAACACCAACAGCAGCCGCCUCAGCAGCACCAACAGCAGCAGCAACAACAGUAUUUGCCGGCGUCUGGAGGCGCCGGGGUAUCGCCCGCGCACCACCUGCCCCACCAUCUGCAUCACCUCAGCAGACAACAGAGUGCCUCGCCGGCAGCCAACGACUCGAUCGCAGACAGCGAGGAGGAGGAUUACUUCGGCACCGGUGCCCAGAAUGGCAACAAAAUGGGCUCCGAGAGCGAGGAGGAGACGUCGUUUGCAUUUAGGCGCAAGUUGAGCUGUAUUUACCUGCCGACUCGACAACGAGAUGGUCGCUAUCCGUGGGACUCAGCCGACGAGGAGAUGGCGCCCAGUGGAGCUGGCUCGGAUGCGAAAUACCGUUACACACUGACCUCCCUCAAUUAUCCAAGGCCACGUUGCAUCGGCUUCGCACGGCGUCGAAUGGGUCGUGGAGGUCGUAUCCUUCUGGACCGGGCCACAACGAAUUUCGACGAUUUCUGGUCGCAACUCGACUAUACGGUGAUGGAAAGUGUUGUUGUCGAUAAAUGUAGCGAUAAACACAAACAGGAGGAUCCAGAACAGUUGAGCAAGCCUAGUUCACCGCCCACGGUGGUAGAUCUGGUUCCCGCCGGAAAAUCUGUCGAGGAUGAUCAGCCAGCUUCAGAUCUGAUCAAGGUGGAACCGCCCAGCGAUAUAGAAAAACCUGCUGCUGGAACUGAAUCUGGUCAGGAGAGCAAAGAACUUGAGCUCGAGGAGCGAUAUGAAAUGGAAGUGGAUGAUGAAUACCCAGCCAGCGACGAUGAGAAUGUGUCACGACUUGGAAUCUACAGCUCGGCAGUAACGUUACCCCAAAAUUGGAUAGAUCUUCGUCAGAAACGUCGCCGCCUGCGUCGCAAGAAGGAACAAAUGCGAGAAUUAAAUGCAGCCAAGCGUCUAAAGAGAUCUUCGGAGGCGGUAGCGAUAGCUGGAGAGGUUCAACUGGAGGAGGAGGACACUAAACCAGCACUGGGUCCACUGCCCAGGUCUUAUCUUCAGCGUUUGGCAUUGGUUUUGGGCCAAAAACUCAAAAAGGAAGAGGAUAAGGAAGUUAGUGAGAAUCUGGCACCAGAGCUGCUGGAUAAUAAUGAUCAGGAGCAGUUGCAACCUCCGCGAGCCAAUCAUCAGCAGCCCAACCACCGUUCCAACAACAACAACAAUACCGUGUUGAACAACAACAAUAGUAAUAGUAAUAACGUUAUGAAUAAGGAUGUUAGCAUUAGCGAAAAAAUCAAUGUGAUAAAGCAGGAGGCGGAGGAGAUCGUUGGUGGCGACGGCGAGGAUCAGCCGGUGGCCUCUACCUCGGCAGCAGCGGCCGCCGCUCGUGCUGUAGAAGCAGCAGCUGCAGCGGAGGCAGCAGCUUCGGCGAGCACGCUUGCGGCAACGAAUCCGGAACCCUCACUAGAGGAUGUGGCCAAGACGAUAAAGCGCGAGCUAAUCGAUGCCGACGAUUCCAACGAGCCUCUAAGCAGCAUUCGCACAGCGGCAGUCCUGCAGUCCACGCAAUCCGUUCCCGAACUCAUGGACGAUGAAGCGGAGGACGAUGUCAAUCUCGCCCAACUGAGCAGCAUCAUCCGUCAUACGGCUGUUAAGAAGGAGCUGGAGGCACAGCAGCAUCAGCAACAGGUUGAGCAUGAACAGAUGCAGGCCGCCAGGCGGAUGGAAGAAGAUGAAGCCACUCCAUGCCUAAACCAGCUGCCGGAUGUGAUUCGUCUGCGAAAUCUGCGCAACAGCCAAAUGCAUACGAGGCCCAAGGACCUAUAUAUCCAACCUCCUGUUGAUGAUGAAUUCAAUGCCGACUACAUGGGUGGACUUUCGCCCACGUCCAGUCAGCGGUUAGACAUCUGCAAUGAACUGCUCUCGGAGAUCCGUCGUGAUUGGCUGCACUUCCGGCCCAAAACACCCACGGAUGAGUUGUCCGAUAGCCAAGAUUACGAAGUGGGUAAGACCUGUGAUAGUCACGUUGUUGGCUGGACCCAGGACACGCCCAUAAGUGUGGAACUUAAUAGGUUAGGCAAGCGAGAAGCGGAGGAAAACGAUUCUUGUUCGUAUUUCCUAAGUAGCGGCUUUAAAUACACGGAUCUCGAGUCGGAUGCCCAGCUGUUGCAGACGGUGCAAACUCAGGACUACGCCCGCGGCAGUAGCAAGAGUCCAAACUGCUCGGGAUCGGGUUCAGGAUCAGCCCUGGAGUUCAACCUGAGUGGCGGUGACUCUCUGAACGAUAUCAACAAUCUGUUGGGUGAUGAUGACGAGGAUAACCACGAACAUAUGCUAGAUAAUAUCCUACAAGAGUGUGCAAUGGAUGAUCCCAAGACAUUGAACCAAGCCACGAGCUUCUGGAAUGGCAUUCUGGAUGGCGAGGCAGCCGUGGACGAAGUGGAAAUUGCUGAUCAGCUGCUGGAUUGUAUAGAUGAAAAGAAACCCAAGGUGGGUGCUGCCGAUUCCUCUAAACGCGCAGGUCGCAACCGCAAACCGAAAUUGGUUCAAAACCCAGUGGGAAGUUCCACGUUUACCGUGUGCCCUACAGCCGAGACUCUCAAGGAGCGUGAGACCUUCUUUAGCCAAGCAUCGCCAGUGAUUGUCACGCCGAAAGAGGAACCGCCGGCGGAAGUUGAGCAGCCAGAAGUGGUGCCCAAAGAAGUAGCGGUGUUGCCUGUGAAGGUUGAGGCUGUUGAGAAGCCCCAGGCGGAAGUUGUUCCUGUAGUCCCACAGGCGCAACCUGCGCAACCACAAGCUAUUGCUCUGCCCACAACGCAGCUAAUUAACAUACCCGCCCAGAUAACCACGCAGAAGCAGCAACAACAGCCACAGGUGACGCAAUUGCUUAAUCAAUUUGCCAACGCUGGACCGCAGAUCAUCGCACGCACGGAAUAUGGCGGAGGAGCAGCCGUUGGCGAUAUUGUGACUAUCACUCCCCAUACGGGAAGCAGUCCGCUGCCAACACUCACCGCUCAGCAGCAGUUGCAGCAUCAGCUGGCUCAGGCUCAACUACGGAACGUGACCGUCCAACAGCGACAGGCGACACCUCAAACCACCAAUCAGAAUCAGAAUCCCCAACAGCAGUUGCUCUUCCAGAUGCAGCGGGAUCCCUCGCGUUCCCUGACGCCGCUGCAAGCUGCCGGCGCUGGCGCCACGGGCAACCAUUUGAUUUACACAACCAGCUGCGGUGAGAUUGUCACAGCAGCAGCUGCGGCGGCAGCCUCCCAAAAGGUUACAUAUGCCAUCCAAAAAUCGGGAGUAACAAGUGGAGGAGCAACUACUGCUUCGAUUGGACCCAACACGGUCAUCACUCUCUCUAAUGUGAAGGUGCAGAAUGAUGAUAUCUCCUCGGGUGGCAGUGGAAACUCAGGAUCUAGUGUGAACAUCAUCAACACUGCCAAUGUCCAGCAGCUAGCUGUGCACAGCAUUGCCGGAAUGCAGCAACAGGGUCAACAGCAGGUUCAACAGGUGACCACCAGUACGCCCUUACUUGUCGCCACGCCCACCCGUAACAAUGUCCAGCAGCAACAGCAACAGCUGGUGCAGCAGCAACCGAUUGUGUGGCGUCAGGUGAGCGGUACAAACACGGCAGUGGCGACAACAGCCGUGCUCUCAACUACGGUGGACUCGUCGCCGAAGGCGGUAACCAAUCAAAUCCUCUGGACCAGCAGGGCCACUCAAAAACGGCAGCUCAACGGACCGGAGAAUACAGACAUUAACAAACUCCUGCUCAAUCGAAAGUUGCCGCGCAAGCAACAUAUACAGCAACAGCACCAGCAAAUCCAACUGACGAAACAGCAACUCCAGCAAUUGGUGCAGCAUGAAGAAAUAGAUGAACUGGUGGGCACGUCGACGGGCAACAGCGGCGAUCAGAUGGACACGAGCGACGGUCAACAACAACAACAGCAGCAGCAGCAGCAACAUCAGUUGCAGCAGAAGCUUAGCAAGGUGAUCAAGAUGUCACAGUUUCCUCUGCUCGUGACAGAUGUGAAUCUUCAGCAGCAACAGUCGGUGUCUGGUCAAAACCAGCAGCAGCAAUUGAAGCCGAACUCUGCGGCAGCGAUAGCAGCUAAUCAUAACUACAGUUUGCACCCUGCCUCAACGGCAAUCAUCACUGCACAGGCGACACCUCAGCAGGCAAACAAGAUCUUCCUGACAAGCAGCAAUAGCGGAGGCGGCGGAACAACUGGCAACUUUACCAUCGCUACAGCAAGCGAACUGCAAGCUGCGGCAGCCACUCAAAAGAUCCAUUACAAGGAGCUGCCCAACUCCAACCUAAAGCUGAAUUUUGUGAGCAGUGCCGGUGGGGGUGAACAAGGGCAACAGGUGGGGACUACAACGGUGCUACUGAACAAAUCCCAACAACAUCAGCAACAACAACAGCAGCAUCAGAAGCUAAAAACGCUGACCACUACGGGUAAUUCACAAACUGGACAGGGAGACAAGCGCGUGCUGUAUACCAGCCUGCUAAAUGUGAAACCGCUACAGAAGAACAACAGUGGUCAGAUGCAGAUGCAACUUGGUCCGGGUGGAUUACAGCAAGUGCUCCGUGGACGCCUUAACAAUUCGGCCAUCAUAACAAGGACUCUGCCGUUGGGAACCACUGUGAAUAGUACAGGUGGUGCUGUUGGACCGACCACUACCACCAUCAGGCAAUUGGUUACCACAAAUGCGAACAAUGUGAGCACACAGGAUGGAAACCUGAUGAGUGCCAAGGAAGUAGGCAAAGCCCUAACCGUAGAACAGGUGAUAGCCAGUGCCAACAAUGGAGGAGUGGUGCUGCCCACGAGCAACAACAACAACAAUAACAACAAUGGAAGUGGAGCGGGAGGAAAUGGAGGAACUUUGAGUGUGAAUGCCACUGGAGCGGGCAGCGGCGGAGGAGGAGCAGGUGCCGCCAGUACAGGAGCCGGGGGAGCUGGUGUGACGUCCACCAUCAAUAGAUGAGACGCGUGCGGCAGCGGCUGCAGCAGCUAACAUCGAGUGCAACCCUUGCAACUGCCCAGCGGUACUUCGCUCAGUCUGGCAUCGUCGCAAACGGAGGCGGAAACCCAGGCGUUGGCCACAUCCCUGCCUCUGGUGGACUGCCCAGUGGCUGUGGGCCAACUCCUGCAGCAGGCCCACUGCUGCUGCACCCUCUGUUUGGUUAACAAAAGCGAGCUGGUCUGAAGCCAAACAGUUAGUAGGUUUUUCAGAAUUUCAUAUGCAAACAUCCAGGCAGACAAACCGAAAAAAACCCUUCCAACUAUUUGGUGUGACUACAAAAAGAUUUCCUAAAAAAGCUUUUCAUAAUCUGUAGCAGCAAACAGACAACAGCCAGCAUCUAGAAGAUCUGUUAGCCAGAAUAGAAAGGGCCAAGAGAGAGAGUUAAAAAGUGGGAUGAUAAGAAUAAAGUGUAUAAAUGAAAGCCACCAUUAACAAAGUUCGCUUAAUUUGAUUUUCUAUAGCCUAUAUAUAGAAGCAUAUGUGUGUAUAACGAUUUAGGUCUUAUUUUUCAAGAUCGCCUAACCCUAAAAACAUAAUAAGAAUUAAAUUAAUAAAACAAAUAUAUAUAUAUAUAUGUACAAUGUAUAUGGAAAUGCAUGCCGAGAACUUGGCUCUUUCUCUUGGGCUAGAGAUCGAUCCCACAUCCAAUCCGAGCUCCAUCCUCCUCAAAUCCACCUUCCUGUCCAAUACCAACAACAACAACAACAACAAAAACAACCACAGCAAAAACUCAAGUGUUAAAUAGCAAACUGUAAAUAUUCGAUAAUAAUUGCAAAACACACAAAAUAACAGCAAGAAUUAAUGAUUAAUGAAACUAUGUUUAGUGAUACGAAUAGUUGUAACGAUGGAGAAGAGACCACUUCUCUCCGGCAUAUGCCGUUUCAGAACCACGCGCUUUAGCCGGGCUGCUUGACCGAUGAACCACUGUCCCCCUGCCCAGCACCAAAUCUCCAUCCCAAAACUUUGGGGCGUGGCAAAUACGGGAGCAGCCCGUAGAAACAAAAACAAAACAAAAGUAAAAAUUAACAAAAAACACAUUUUUCAAUGUACGUAAAUUAAAUUAACUUAUCCUGUAACUUAAACGAAAAACACAUUAAACUAUAUUUAGUUUUUUUAACUAAGGAAUGCAACUUCAGAGGCAACAAAUUGUGAGGUCGAGAGAUAUAUGUAGGGAGUUGCAGAAGAACACUAUUAUUGUAUGCUAUUAUUAUUAUUAUUUUUGUACAAGGUAAUAAUUUUAAUUGUAUUCGUAAUUGCAAAAAGGAAAGUAAUGCUUAUGCAGCGAUGGCAACAGCUACAACGGCAUAAUAAUAAUAAUAAUAAUAAAGAUAUAAUAUAAACUAUAUAAUGAUAACGAUAAUAUUUUAAAACCCAAAACAAAACCGAGUAAAACAAAACGAAAAAAACAAAAAUAUUUAAACAAUAAUUAUGUAGCAAUGUAAUUUCGUAGCUUGUAAAUUGUAGAUUGGUAAGAGCGUAAGCAAGAGCGAUAAUAAAAUGGAAAACAAAUUGCAAACUUAAA